Molecule: messenger RNA, 6785 nt
Organism: Colius striatus (speckled mousebird)
Lineage: Eukaryota; Metazoa; Chordata; Aves; Coliiformes; Coliidae
Gene: CSTPP1
Product: centriolar satellite-associated tubulin polyglutamylase complex regulator 1
Exons: 9
Coding region: 90-1094 (334 amino acids)
Source: RefSeq, a predicted model, not a curated record
CGGCCGAGCAGCGCCGGGCCCUCAGCGCUGGGAGCGUCGGGCGCCUUGGAAACGGACGGAAGCUGUGAGGGAGCGGCGGCGGCGGGAGGAUGCUGAGCCCCGAGCGGCUCUCGCUGCCGGGGCCCGAGUACCUGGCUCAAAGACAUGUCCUCACGUACAUGGAGGAUGCAGUGAGCCAGCUGCUGGAGAACAGAGAAGAUAUUAGUCAGUAUGGCAUUGCCAGGUUCUUCACUGAAUAUUUUAACAGCGUGCGUCAAGGAACACACAUCCUGUUUCGGGAGUUCAGCUUUGUUCAAGCUACUCCUCAUAACAGAGCAUCUUUUCUUCGGACCUUCUGGAGGUGUUUCCGAACAGUGGGGAAAAAUGGAGAUUUGCUGACAGCACAGGAAUAUCACUGCCUGCUGCAGCUGCUCUGCCCUGACUUCCCAAUGGAACUCACUCAGAAAGCAGCAAGGAUUGUGCUGAUGGAUGAUGCCAUGGAUUGCCUGAUGUCUUUUUCUGAUUUCCUCUUUGCUUUCCAGAUCCAGUUCUAUUACUCAGAGUUCCUGGAAAGCGUGGCUGCCAUUUACCAAGAUCUGCUGGCUGGUAAGAAUCCAAAUACCGUGAUAGUGCCAACAUCAUCCUCUGGGCAACACCGGCAGCGCCAGCUCCCAAAUGACUGCAGCCCACUCGACGGGGUAGAGGCAUCUCUCUUCUACCAGUGCCUGGAGUCUUUGUGUGACAGAUCAAAAUACAGCUGUCCACCCUCCGCUCUUGUGAAGGAAAUGCUGAGUAGUGCCCAGAGGCUGACCUUCUACGGAUUCCUCGUGGCACUUGCAAAGGAUCAGGGGAUCAAUAGAGCCCUAGGGGCUCUGCCAGAUAAAGGAGACUUGUUUCUGGACCCUGCCAUGGAUCAGGAACUGGAGAAAUUGGUAGCUCAGGUUUCAGGGCUUUCCAUCUCCGGUCCCAGCGGCUCUGGCGGGGACGCAGCUCACUUGCCGGUCCGUAACUCCCCCAGGAUUAACUCUCCCUGGAAACCUCUACACCACCGCCGAAAAAUGGAUGCUGAGAGUGAAGGCUCCAACGAAGAGACAGACUCCUCUGAAAACUUGUGAGGCUGGGCACUGUUCCCAUCUUGGGUUUCUCCAGCAGCCACUGCAGGAACAGCACCUCCUCCCAGAGCAUCUGCUCUGCCGGUGGGUUCUGUCCACAUCACCAGUGUGCGUGUGGCUGUGUUAGUCCCCGCUGCCAGCUCCACUCAUCUCUUCCCAGGAAGAACUCUGCCAUUUCCUAGCUCCAAGUUCCUGGGGGAAGAGCUCCUCUGCAGAAGCUAUUUCCAGCCGCAGAGUUAUGCUACCCUCUGCUGACAGGCCAGACAGCCAGCAGCUGCCUGCUCUGCAUCUACUUGGAAAUAGCCAGGUAGUCUCUCACUGGUUGGGCAGGUGCUGGAGCAGUGGCAGUGCUGGGGCAGGCACUUGCCAGUUGUUUUAUUGUGUAGCUGUGUUCAGACUUGGCUUAGACAAGAGUGGUUAAAUCACCAGUGGCAGCUCUGCACUUGUGCUUCAUUAUCAUUAUUGCCAGUAAAGCUGCCACCUGCAUGCGAUCCAAGGUAGAGACAUUGCUGAAGUUCCUAGAAGGGCUUAGAUAUUGCCAUAACACCUGACUGCUUCCUUCUCCAUGUGUCCCAGUCUUGCCAAAGCAAAUAUAGCAAACAUGCUAGAUUGCAGUAAGUCUUGCAUGAUGCUGUCUGGCUCCUCUGCUGUACUGAGUUCCCUUCUGUGAGGCCAACAGUGUAUAAAGGAAGCGAGUUUCAGAGCGGUUGGAGAGGAGAAAGCCUCUUUGGCCACGAGCAAACAUAGACAGCAUCUGCUGGGGUUAGAGGGGGCAGAAGGAAGCAUUUCUCAAAUGAGUCACAGGUACCUUUUUGUACAUAGUGCCCUUGUUGUAGCAUCACCGCAUGGCCCUUGCUACAAACAGUAGUGUCUCGUAAAUGGCAACUCGCUCAGCAGUUUGGCUUCCGUGGCCCUGAACGCUGUGUCUAGUGCAGCUCCUGUGCCUCAGCUUGCACAGCUACUUAUUUCCUGGGCAAUUUGAGUCCCUCUUGCUUUGGGAGGCUCCAUCCUCCUCCCUCCCGUGACACACUGCAGCGUGGGCUAGCGGGAGCCGGUAACACAAAGCUUACAGCGCCCCUGAGAGGAUUCAACGCAUGCUGCAGCUAUUUCAGGGCGAAUCCCGUCACGACUGCUGAGCGUGUGCGGCCGCCCCGCUGCGCGGGCAGUGCUCGUUAUUUAUUGGCAGCUAUUUAUGAACGAAGGUGCUCGCUGACUGCGCUUUCUCUGCCCCCUCUGCGAGUCACACAAUAAAGCACGCGGCCUCGGGCCACCGCGGCCUCGGGGGGUUCCUUCUGUGCUGCCCGGCCCUCCCUCGAGGGUCAGGCUCGGGGGGCCCGGCGGCGGGCGGCGGCAGCCCAAAGCCCGAGGCGCGCCAGGCCGCGCCUGCGCGGGGGCAGCUCCGCCGGGGCCGCGCAUGCGCAGGAGGCGGGAACGCUGCCGCCCCUCAGCCGCGGCCGCCACGGCCAGAGCCCGGCCCGUCGCUACCAAGCCUUCCCUCCAGCCCCCCCCGCGGCUUCAGAGCAAACCGCCCCACAGGCUCCGGCUGCUUUUGUGUGUAAAACCCCUUUCCCCUCCCCCUUCUUGCUCCGCGUCCCUCAGCGCCAGAGGGAGAAGCCGAGAGCCGCGUUGGCCAGGCCUGAAAUGACAGCCCUGACUCACCCGCUCCCUUCACGGUGAAAGCAGAGACUCAGGACUUCGACCUCAGUCCAAAGCUGGGCGACACAAUAACCAGGGAUGCAGUAAAUAUCUUUACUUCUUUACCUGGGCCAAUUUUGCUGAUGAUGUAAUUAGAAGCUAAAAAAAUAAUCUUUGCUUUGCAUAUUUUUUUCCUCCCGCAUCACUAUAUGCUCAUUUACAAGACAGUAAAAAGGAUCAUUGCAUGGUACAGGUCAGAGCCUGCAGAUCCAGAGGACUGAUGGCACCAUGGCUUGAGAGUACUGAGCACAACAAAAACAUCAUGUCCAUGGGAACCAGGUAACCUCUGUCACUGGGUGAGCUAAGGUGUGGGCCAAGGACAGGAGCACUGCUGCGGGCACCCCAAGGAGCUCCCGUUGUACCUUUCACAGCAGUGAUGUUAACCUGUAAGAAGGCCUGUCUCCACUGGCUAGUAGAUAGCAGUGGGUAUGAGGGCACAUUGAAUUUUAAUAAAGUGGAAUCCAGAGAUAUUUGGAAAGCAUCCUGGGCACAGCCAUAUCCUGAUCCCCUCCCCACCCACCCCAGGCAAACUAAGACAAUCCUGCAGUUCAUUCCAGGCAAAGGUGGCAUCAGUGCCUCUUGCUGGCUUCCCUCUCAGUUGCAGUCCCUGGGUCAUCAAUAUGAGCCGUAACGAUCCUGGAGAGGAAACACACCAAGACACCAGGCUACAACACUUGAGGCAAGCUUCAGAGACAGCAAAGCCUUGGGGUGCUGGGGAUGGGAAUGUGCUGCCAGGUUAUCUGGACAGGACACCAUGCAAAGGCAGGAAGAAAAAUGGCCUUAACUUUUGAAGUUCUGCCUGGGAUUUGUGGGAAAAGGGAUAUGUGACAUAAUGAGGUGUCCUGUCUAACGGGAGAGGAAGGUUGGCCAAGCAGAGCUCACUGGCCCCCUGGCACUGCUCGGCUACUGUGGUGUGGUUAUCAGCUACAAGAGAGGGGUCUCUGCCUGGGACUGCCCACAUAAUUUGAGAAGACAAUGAUAACUCCAGCAGAAGCCAGGAUAUGGUGACAGUCCCUGAGCAGAACCAUAGGAGCCCAGCUGAAGGUGCCACAGUGUAACCUCACCUGGAGGGAGUUCAUCACCCCGUUGGCUAGGACAGCCAUCUUGCCAGCGACUGACUUCACUCCUUGCUUGAACUGUGCAAUGUCAGCUGCAGGCAGGACGUUUCCAAUUGACACACCACCUAGGAGAUACAGCAGGAGUUAGCCCAGAGUCCCCCAGCUCCAGAGAGAACCUUCAGCCUCUCCAGUCUGGGUCCUCCAAAGCCAACUGAGUGCCAACAAACCUGAGUGCAUGUUCUCAGCCUCUCCAAACAGAUCUGCAGAGCUGAUGGCACUGCUACCCGAGAGCUGCUGCAGUCGGGAUCUGGCCUCAUACUGCAGUAGGAAACAAGACAGAACAAAAAGGUUAUGAAGGAAGGGAACAAAGCAGGACCUGAGCAAACAGGAGGAGAUGAAGCCAGAGCAGUAGCAGCUUAAGCAUUGCAGAAUGCAUCUACCUCAGCGUCCGCCUCCCGCCCGAAGAACAUAUCUGAAGAGAUGGCUUUAGCCCCUGCAAACUUCUGCCGGGCUUCGUUGGAUUCCACAACAGUCGUCCUGGGCUCUGCCUCCCGCCUACUGGUGGGUCUGGGGAAACAAGAGGCGACCCCUAAGCUUAAGCUCACCAACACAGUAAAGAAACAGACUUGAGUGCUGCCUCCAGUUCUGGGCUCCCCAGCUCAACAGGGAAGUGCUGGAGAGAGUCCAGCGCAGGGCUACCAAGAUGAUCAGGGGACUGCAGCAUCUCUCUGAUAAGGAAAGGCUGCGGGACCUGGGGCUGUUCAGCCUGGAGGAGACUGAGGGAGGACCUCAUCAAUGCUUGUAAGUACCUAAAGGGUGGGUGUCAGGAGGAUGGGGCAGUUCUUUUUUAUGUAGUGUCCAGUGACAGGACUGGGGGUAAUGGACAUAAACUGGGACACAGAAAGUUCCACUUGAACAAAAGGAGAAAUUUGUUUGGUGUUGAGGUGAGGGAGCCCUGGCCCAGGCUGCUCAAGGAGGGUGUGGAGGCUCCUGCUCUGGAGGUUUCCAAACCCACCUGGACACGUUCCUGUGGGACCUGCUGGAGGGGAACCUGCUUUAGCAGGGGCUUGAGCUGGAUGAGCUCUAGAGGUUCCUUCCAAUCUCCACCAUUCUGGGAUUCUAUGACUUCUCUCAGAUCCCAUCUGAUCAGAGGAAAGGAAUGAAUCCUCACAUGCCAGCCACCAUCGAGGUCCCUCAGGACAGCAUUUGAUAACCAUAAAGGCUGUGUCAAACUUGGAGACAUGGUAGGCAAAGAAGUGCCCAAGCCUCUUUCACUCAAGGCCCUUUUCAUGGGCUUAUCCAUGUAAGUUAUCUUGUGCAGCAGAAGGCUGCUGUAAUAAUACAGCAGCAUCUUUCCCCACAGCUCCUAGACCUUUCCCUUCAUCCCACAGGGAGGGAAGGUACAGUAGCAAUGGCAGGCACUUUACCUCUCUGAAACUGGCCGAAUACUGGAAAUGGUCACCUCAGGUUCAUCCUCUUUGUCCAUACCCCAAGAAGAGUCCGAUUCCCAUCGUGAGCCAAAUGUAUCUUCGAAUGAGAAGGGAUUAUAUUUGUACCUAGACACCAAAAACAGGUAAUUUAGGCCAAGCAUUAAAUUCUGGAAUAAGGCAAAGACUACAGUGAAGCUCAGUCUUACUUGGGGGGUCCAGAUGUGAAGCCUCCAGCAUCUUCAAACAAAUCCAACUGAGAGCGGGCAGACUUUGCAGCCAGCGGCGUCUCCUGCUCGAUGACUUGCAUCUCUGACAUCACUGAGUGUGAAACAGAACUGGCACAACAAACAGGGUGUCAGGGCCACAGGGCUGGCAGCACCCAGCCCCUAGGACCAGUCUGUCUCAAAAGUGACCCGGCCUUCACAGGCAGGGCAGGUGCCACAAGCCCCGAGGGAGCUGUGGGAUGCCAGCCCCCUUCACCACUGAACUGGCUCAGCCUGACUCGCUCUGGGGGCUUGGGCUGCCUUAUGAUGGGAAGUGUGCUGCAGGGAGACAUCUGGCAAGCAGCAAGGCUGUAGGGUGAGACACUGACAGGCCCCAUGCACCUUCAGAAAAGCUCACAUGAGAACUAGAACCCAUUCCUUCUGGGGCCUGAACCAUUUUUAGACAGUUUAGUAUACAAGCACUUAAAAAGUCAGCUCCUCAUCUGUUACAGGAGCAGCAAGCUACUGCCUUCAGGAAGCUUUUCCAGAGCAGGAUGCUUCCAAGGCACCUGUCCUGUGCCAUCCACAGCCAAGUACCUUCUGGACACCAAGCCCAUGCCCAGCCUCUCUGCUUGUUCACGCUUCUUCCCUUCAAGGUUCUGAAGUUUCUUCUCUUCCUUCUUCCGGUCGAGCUGCAGUUCCUGGUACGCCAGUCGCAUUGAGGUCACUCUGAAGGAAAGAGCUAUGGUGGGUGCCAGCUCACUGUCCUCCCACCCAGCCCAUACUGUGGAGGGGCAAGAGAGAUUCUGUAACAGCUCUGACAGAACUCCUUGAUCCUGGUUGUCUUCCCACCUUGCCUCCACUGAGAUUCAACUCUUGUUGUUGCCAACUACAAUUCCCUUGCUGCAAGCAUUGCACCCCUACACCCCCUGACAAUGCCCCAUCCAUUUCAGCCUUUGCCUUUCCCAGUCCUGCACAAAGGUCCACACAAACACAAAACACUUUGUAUCUGCUCCUUAAAUUCUUCCAGGGAUGCUGAUUUGAAUCAAAUAAACAGCACAACUUGUGCCCUGCUGUAAGGACCACUGGCUCAUCCUAUCGUGCAACGUGUUCUGUGCUCACAUUAGGUGGUUCUCAGGUGACCUGCACCAUAUCCAGCCCAAAUAGGGCACUUACAUGGACUCCUCAGCUUGUUUCCUGGACUCCACUGCCUGCUGCUCCCUCAGCUGCUCUGCCACCUGGGCUUGCCGCUCAAUCUCACUGAAGCUCUGGCUGCUCACCUUCUGGGCUCCAAGACCUUUUUUUGCA